Priceomyces carsonii is the source of this 1419-nucleotide messenger RNA. RefSeq names its product Wsc4p (gene WSC4). NCBI's taxonomy places the organism in Eukaryota, Fungi, Ascomycota, Pichiomycetes, Serinales, Debaryomycetaceae. The record is from RefSeq and is a predicted model, not a curated record. The transcript has a single exon. The coding region runs from base 1 to 1419 and encodes 472 amino acids.
AUGAAGGCGGCAGUUCUCCUUUCCUUGGCGGUAUGGGUUUUUGCACCAACAACCGAAGCUUUGAGCUUGGGGUUAUGCUCUACGACCAACUUAGGGUCUGACAUGUCGACUGAUGAAUUUAUGUCCAACGGAAAGUGUCACGAUACUUGCCAAUCGAACGGAAAUGCUGUGGGGAUCGUACAAGGGACCUCUUGUUGGUGUUCUAACUAUGUCCCUGAGGAUACAGUUUCUUUGUCUAACUGUGACGAUCCUUGUCCGGGUUUCCCAUCAGAGGACUGUGCUAGUAAUGGAUACUAUGGCUACAUCGUCAUAUCAACCCCUAGUGGUACUCAGGGUUCUAAAAGUGCUUCGAGUACCCAAGAUUCUGGCAACGCCAGUACUAGUGCUAAGGAUUCUAGUGAUAACAGUUCUACCGACCAAGAUGAUCUGAAUCCAUCUACUUCACUGAAAGACAGUUCGCCAGGUACCACGUUGGUGACUCAGACGACCCUUGUCACUCAGACCCAAGAAAGGAGCGAAACUACAGAAACAACAGUAUAUAAUACUCAAGAAACAAGUAUGAUGGUCAUUUCACUGAGCCAAUCUUCUGCUUCACCCUCAACUUCGAGCUCCUCGAGCUCGACGCAAUCAAGUUCCAGCUCCAAGACAAGCAAGAAUGUUCAUCCCACUACAAUUUAUUCUGUAAAAACUAUAGAAAACUCCCAGUCAGAAAUUGUUAGGACAAAGUACGUUACCAAGCUGACAGAUGAUAGUGACUCUGUAUCUACACAAUCAGCAUCCUCAGACUCUUCUUCGAACUCAGCUUCACCUUCAGCAAGUUCAUCAGGAGCGGAUCCUACUUCUGCAUUAUCAUCAUUGCAUCCCUCAUCAAACCCAUCUCUGUCGCAAGAUAGCGGAGCAUCUAGUAGCGGGUCAUCAGAUGCUCAAAAUAAGAGUUUUUUCGAUUCAAAGGGUAAGGUAGCGGGCACAUUCACAGCUGUUGGCGUUGUAGUUGUUGGUAUACUAUCCGGAAUAUUAUAUUGCUGUUGUGCAUCCCAUGGCAAGCACGAUGACUACAGCGAUGAAGAAAACCAAUACUCAUCGGAUGAAGUAUCGACUACCGUAGAGAAAACAGUUGCUGACUCCAAGGGUGCUGAAUCUUUAAAGAGAAACGAUUCCUCGAAGUCGGUAUUUGCGAUGUUUUCCCCGAAUCCUAACUCAGGCGUCGGCAGAAGUCAAUCAAAAAAGAAACUCAAUCCCAAUAAACAUUCCAGAUCUGAUUCCGGAAAUUUAGCAAAUAUGGAACCAAUGUUUCCUAUAACGGAAUUUGAUUCCAGAUUGGACCCUGAUAGCAUGUUUUUAAACACAAAUGAGAGCCGGAAGUCUUUAGGUGAUGAUAUAGAUUAUUCAAGGAAGUUGAAGAUUAUCAACCCUGAGUAG